Molecule: messenger RNA, 282 nt
Organism: Gaeumannomyces tritici R3-111a-1
Lineage: Eukaryota; Fungi; Ascomycota; Sordariomycetes; Magnaporthales; Magnaporthaceae
Exons: 2
Coding region: 1-282 (93 amino acids)
Source: RefSeq, a predicted model, not a curated record
AUGUCGUCCGACAUCGAGGCGCACAAGGCGGCAACGCAGGAUAUCACGAGAGUCGAUGGCUCGCGGGUCUGGCAACCCGCUGCCCUCGGGUCGAGUCCAAAAGAGGAGAACGUGCCGACGUUGGCAUCGGUGGUUCAUGACGCCCCGCGCGGCACGACGACGCCGGAGCAGCCGCUUGCGAUUGUGGCUGUCGUUCAGCGGCCAAUCACCACCCGGAGCUGCGCCAAGAGCUGGGGAGCGGCAAGACACCAAAAGUACGCCAUCUCGCUUUGGCUUCCGUGA